Phragmites australis (common reed) is the source of this 1223-nucleotide messenger RNA. RefSeq lists its product as uncharacterized. The record is from RefSeq and is a predicted model, not a curated record. NCBI's taxonomy places the organism in Eukaryota, Viridiplantae, Streptophyta, Magnoliopsida, Poales, Poaceae. The transcript has a single exon. The coding region runs from base 99 to 1073 and encodes 324 amino acids.
CCCCCCCCUUCGCCUCGCCUCCCCAUUCCACAGAAUCGAGCAGCAAUUGCGAGUGGCGAUCACACCCAGGGAGAGAGAGAGAGAGGAGGCGAGGAGAAAUGAGAGGGCUCAGAUCAAGAAUCCUAAGGACCUUGCAUUCCUUCCCCAACGCCUCCGCGCAGUCCAACCUCCCCCUCCCGAUCCCUCCCAGUGCCGCCCCCUCGCCGCCGCCCGCGACGCCGUGCGGCCACCUCCAAGAACCUGUUGAACCGGGGCCUGCCGCGUCCGAGCUGCCCGCGACCGUCUCCGGCAAUGACGACGAUAAAGAGAACGUCUCUCCGGGAAUCACCCCGCGCAAGGCCAAGAAGAUGAAGCUGAGCUCGGAUCACCACCAAAGCGCGGGUCUUGGGGAGGCUAGUGGCUUCUUCCGCCGGCCGGAUCUCGCCUCGGAGACCCUCUUCGACCCGGACCUCCUCGCCGCCUUCCACCGCGCCGUCGACGCCUACGCCCAAGCCCUCGAGAAGACCAAGCGCCGCGACGACGACGGGGACUGCGCACCAGGCUGCGAAGAAGAAGUAAGUGUCGCCGAUCCAUUGCAGGCGUUCGAGAGACGGUGCCCGCCGGGCGGCGAGCGCGCUGUGGUGCUCUACGCCACGUCGCUCCGAGGCGUGCGCAAGACUUUCGAGGACUGCGCUCGAGUGCGCCGCCUGCUCGAGGGCCUCAGCGUCGCCUUCCUGGAGCGCGACGUUUCCAUGCACGCGCCCUACCGGGACGAGCUCCGGACGCUGCUGGGCGGCACGGACGGCGCCACCUUCCCUGUGCCCCCGCGGCUGUUCGUGGACGGGCGGUACAUCGGCGGCGCCGACGAGGUGGUGGCGCUGCACGAGCGGUCCCAGCUGCGCCCCGUGCUCCUGCGCGCGCCCCGGCGCGGUGCGGGCGAGGGGCCGUGCGCGGUCUGCGGCGGCGCCUGGUUCGUGGUUUGUGGCGGGUGCAGCGGCAGUCAUUGGCUCCAUGACGCCGGCGCUGCCGCCAACCGCGUGCCGUGCCCCGCGUGCAACGAGAACGGCCUCGUGCCUUGCCCUCUCUGCAGCUAGCUGAAAAUCGAGGAAAUGGUAUGUGCAGCACUGUGUUUUGUCAUCAAGGAGAGACUGAUUUGCGAGGCAUUCUUUUGGUUGAUUGUUAUACCAUGUGUACCAUAAUUAAGUCAUAUGUAAUUCUAGUUCCUUGCACCAAAUUAAUCAACA